This is a messenger RNA of Emericellopsis cladophorae, 606 nucleotides long. Its product is annotated as peptidyl-tRNA hydrolase-like protein. Bases 1 to 606 code for a protein of 201 amino acids. The transcript has a single exon. NCBI's taxonomy places the organism in Eukaryota, Fungi, Ascomycota, Sordariomycetes, Hypocreales, Bionectriaceae. Gene Ontology annotation, molecular function: peptidyl-tRNA hydrolase activity. The record is from RefSeq and is a predicted model, not a curated record.
AUGGUGAACCCACGCUACCUGGUCAUCAGCCUCGGCAACCCCUUACCAAAAUAUACGUCUCUGCACUCAGCCGGUCAUUUCACCCUUCGUGGCCUCGCGCCUCUGCUGCCCAACCAGCCUCCAUUCGCUCAAAACAAGUUCGGCAAGGCCAACGCGCUUGUAUCGCAAGGCUCCAAGUACACGCUUGUCCAGUCGCCGACGCUGAUGAAUGUCUCUGGGCCUUUCGUCGCACGAGCAUGGGCAGAGAUGCUCAAGACUUACGAAGCCAAGGACUGCUGCUUGGUCAUCCUGCACGACGAGCUCGAAAAACCACUUGGCGUUGUGAGGUUGGUGGAUUGGGAAAGGUCCCACAAGGGUCACAAUGGACUCAAGAGCAUCAGAGGCGUGAUCAGCCAAGCAAGGUUCCCAGAGAGCCCGCUUGUGAGGAUGGCGGUGGGUAUAGGGAGACCCAAGGAGCGUGAUCCCGAGACUGUGGCGCGAUAUGUGCUCGAUACCAUUCCCAGAGAAAUGGUAGAUGCAUUCGAGGGGGAUGCUGCAGGCAAGGCCCGGGAGAGGUUAAGAGAGCUGGAAGCCGAGUGGUGUGAGGAGGCGGCGAAAGUAAAAUGA